AUGGUUCAGAAGUUGAUUCAGAAGAAGCUGGAAAUAAUUCAGAAGUUGUUUCUGAGAAAGUUCCAGUGCACACUGGAAAAACUUAAAGAUAAACAAGCUGCAAAAAUGAAGAUUGAUGAAGCAGCAAAUAUGAAUGAAAGUGUAGAAGAAUCAGAUACACAAAAGAAGAAAUCACCACCUCACCUGGUUGAUGAUCCUGUUAUUUCGCCUCAAGAAGUGAUUGAUCAACGCGUUGAUCUUCUCAAGAUGUCUUUUGCUGAUUAUGAAAAGUUAUCUACGGCUCAAGAUGCGGCAAAGACUGCUGAAAAUGUUGAAGCUGGUGGAGAAAGUUUGAAAGAAACAUUUGUUGAAGGUGAGGUGCAUACGGAUUCGAGUGAAACAGAAAGUGACACUGAUCCUACGAAAAUAGCACCUACUUCUUACAUCAGUGGAAAGUUCAAGCUGAAGAAGUCUCCAAAGAAGAAGAAAGCUUCAGAUGAGGAAGAUGCUACUUAUGAGCCAACACCAGUAGAAAAAGAGAAACUGAAAAAGAAAGAAGAAGCACGUGAGAAAACUCCAGAUCAACCGCCAAAGACUACAGAAGAGCCAAGUUUUGCAUCAAAGAAACCGCCAACACCUCAAAGCUCAAGCCACUGUUUUCCAAAGGUUCCUUAUGAUCUUCCUUCUGAUUUUGGUGACAUGUUUAAUGAUGGCAAGAUCAAUGCGUUGACGAGGAAAGUUAGUUUAUUGUUGAAAGCCAAAGCUGAAGCUGAAGCAGAGCUCAAAGCUACAAAAGAAAAGCUUAAAGAUGUUGAAGAUGAAAACGUCGCUCUUAGGAAUGAAGUUGAAGAGCUGACAAAUGUAGUUGAAGAACUGGCAGAAAAGAUUAUGGAGAUUAAUGCUCAAUACAAAGAAAUGGAUAAUUCUCACAAAACAUUGACGGAAAUUGUUGGUGAUCUGCACACAUCUACUUCAACUUAUGACGAGAUAGAGAUCCAAAGAGUCGAGGCUCGGAGGAUAGAAAGAGAGAAAAGAAUUGCUGAAGAGGCUGCUGAAGCACUUAAAGAUAAAAGAAAGGGUCUUGUGAUUGAUACUGAAGAAAUUCUGGGGUCGACAAGUCAACCAGAACCAUCACAGGCAGAUGCAGAGAUGAAGGAUGCAGAGGUUGAAGCAGAUAUUGAGUUAAACCUUGCUAUUAUUCCUGUUGGAGAAGUAAAAGAUGUGGUUCAUAGUGAGUUUGAUAGUCUUAGAAGAAUCGAAGUCGAACGUCUUCGAUUGAAGGCGAAAAUGAAUAAGUACAAAGUUGAUGACGAUGAUGAAGAGUUGAAAGAAAUGUUUGGAGAUGAAGAUGAAGUAGAUGAUGACAAAGACGAUAAAGAUAACAAAGAUGAUAAAUAUGAAAAGGGUGAUGAUGAUGAUCAUAACGGUGCUACUGAGGAAGAGGGGGAGUUAGUCGAAAACUGGACUAGGGAGUCCAUGUUAGACAGGUUGGAUAUGGAAGAAGACAGAUUUAAGUUUGAUGUUGUGGAAGAGAUUCCACCAACUCCAGAACGGGAGUAUACUUUCAAGUUUGUGAACGAAGCUGAUAAUUUCAACAAUGUAAUCAUUGAGGAGGGAUCAGAUUCUGACGAAGACACUCCGUUUCAUUAUUCUGGUUUGGAUGAUGAUUUUCCUACCUUCAGUGAAUUGUUCCGAUCACAUAACGAAGAGGAAGUUAGGCGGAAAGUGGUUGAAAAGAUUGCUACCGAAGGUGUUCCUGAAACUGUGUCUAAAGAAGAUUUUUUAAAAGAGAGGAAGAGAUGGUUUAAGGUGAUGCCUAAGGAGAGAAAGUUCAAGAGACCGUUAGUUCUUCAUGAGACAUCUAGAUAA
Messenger RNA from Helianthus annuus (common sunflower), 1848 nucleotides. RefSeq names its product calponin homology domain-containing protein DDB_G0272472-like. Bases 1 to 1848 code for a protein of 615 amino acids. The transcript is spliced from 7 exons. NCBI's taxonomy places the organism in Eukaryota, Viridiplantae, Streptophyta, Magnoliopsida, Asterales, Asteraceae. The record is from RefSeq and is a predicted model, not a curated record.